This is a messenger RNA of Phascolarctos cinereus (koala), 7527 nucleotides long. It is a transcript of the gene U2SURP, whose product is annotated as U2 snRNP associated SURP domain containing. The record is from RefSeq and is a predicted model, not a curated record. Lineage: Eukaryota; Metazoa; Chordata; Mammalia; Diprotodontia; Phascolarctidae. Gene Ontology annotation, cellular component: nucleus. Gene Ontology annotation, molecular function: RNA binding. Gene Ontology annotation, biological process: RNA processing.
CGGCCUGCGGGGGGGGGAGGGGGAAGUGAGGUACCUUUCGCAGCUCGCCGUCUUGGCUCGCUUCCUCGGCUAUCGACUUCUCCUCCCUGCAGACGCCUCUGGCGGGCCCCUGACGGCGAUCCGCACGCAAGGUCGGCGCUCGACUCGCUCCCGCUGCUGCCGCCGAGGAGGGGCAGGACGCAAGAUGGCGGACAAAACGCCAGGCGGCUCGCAGAAAUCCAGUUCAAAGGCAAGAUCAUCAGACACAGUGCAUUCAUCUGGCUCUUCAGAUGCACAUAUGGAUGCAGCUGGACCCUCAGAUACAGAUAUGCCAAGUCGAACACGACCUAAGAGCCCAAGGAAGCACAAUUAUAGGACAGAAAGUUCCCGUGAGAACCUUUGUGAUUCUCCCCAUCAAAAUCUGUCAAGGCCACUUCUGGAAAACAAGCUCAAAGCUUUUAGCAUUGGAAAGAUGAGUGCAGCUAAAAGAACUUUGAGCAAGAAAGAGCAAGAAGAACUGAAGAAGAAGGAGGAUGAGAAGGCAGCUGCUGAGAUUUACGAAGAGUUCCUGGCUGCUUUUGAAGGCAGUGAUGGUAAUAAAGUGAAAACCUUUGUGAGAGGUGGUGUGGUUAACGCUGCUAAAGAAGAACAUGAAACAGAUGAAAAACGAGGCAAAAUCUACAAGCCAUCCUCACGAUUUGCAGAUCAAAAGAAUGCACCAAAUCAGUCCUCCAAUGAAAGACCACCAUCCCUUCUUGUGAUAGAAACCAAAAAACCUCCACUGAAGAAAGGGGAGAAAGAAAAGAAAAAGAGCAAUUUGGAACUCUUCAAAGAAGAACUAAAACAAAUUCAAGAAGAACGUGAUGAAAGACAUAAAACAAAAGGCAGGCUAAGUCGUUUUGAACCCCCUCAGUCAGAUUCAGAUGGUCAGCGUCGUUCUAUGGACGCGCCUUCCCGAAGAAAUAGAUCAUCUGGUGUCCUUGAUGACUAUGCACCUGGCUCGCAUGAUGUGGGGGAUCCAAGUACUACAAAUUUAUACCUUGGAAACAUUAAUCCACAGAUGAAUGAAGAAAUGUUAUGCCAAGAAUUUGGGAGGUUUGGACCAUUAGCCAGUGUCAAAAUUAUGUGGCCAAGAACAGAUGAGGAAAGAGCAAGAGAAAGGAAUUGUGGUUUUGUGGCCUUUAUGAAUAGAAGAGAUGCUGAGAGAGCUUUGAAAAAUCUAAAUGGAAAGAUGAUCAUGUCCUUUGAAAUGAAACUAGGGUGGGGUAAAGCUGUACCUAUUCCACCACAUCCAAUAUACAUUCCACCUUCUAUGAUGGAACACACUCUUCCUCCCCCACCAUCCGGCCUGCCUUUCAAUGCUCAGCCUAGAGAGAGAUUAAAGAACCCCAAUGCUCCAAUGUUACCUCCACCUAAAAGCAAGGAGGAUUUUGAGAAGACUCUGUCGCAAGCCAUAGUCAAAGUGGUUAUCCCAACAGAAAGGAAUUUGCUCGCACUGAUACAUCGAAUGAUAGAAUUUGUUGUACGUGAAGGACCAAUGUUUGAAGCCAUGAUUAUGAAUAGAGAAAUCAACAAUCCUAUGUUCAGGUUUUUAUUUGAAAACCAGACUCCAGCCCAUGUUUACUAUAGAUGGAAGCUUUAUUCAAUUCUACAGGGAGAUGCUCCAACUAAGUGGAGAACAGAAGAUUUUCGUAUGUUCAAAAAUGGAUCUUUUUGGAGGCCACCACCGUUAAAUCCAUACCUGCAUGGGAUGUCAGAAGAGCAAGAAACUGAAGCUUUUGUUGAGGAACCUAGCAAGAAAGGAGCACUGAAAGAAGAGCAGAGAGAUAAAUUAGAAGAAAUCUUACGUGGAUUAACUCCUCGGAAAAAUGAUAUUGGUGAUGCAAUGGUUUUCUGUCUUAAUAAUGCUGAAGCUGCUGAAGAAAUAGUGGAUUGUAUUACGGAGUCAUUGUCCAUCUUGAAAACACCACUGCCUAAAAAGAUUGCCAGAUUAUAUUUGGUUUCUGAUGUAUUAUAUAACUCUUCAGCAAAAGUUGCCAAUGCUUCAUAUUAUAGAAAAUUUUUUGAAACAAAGUUGUGUCAGAUAUUUUCAGACCUCAACGCCACCUACCGUACAAUUCAAGGUCACUUACAAUCUGAAAACUUCAAGCAACGAGUAAUGACCUGCUUCAGAGCAUGGGAAGAUUGGGCAAUUUAUCCAGAACCAUUUUUGAUCAAAUUACAAAAUAUAUUUUUGGGACUUGUAAAUAUUAUUGAAGAAAAAGAAACAGAGGAAGUACCAGAUGAUCUUGAUGGGGCUCCCAUUGAGGAAGAACUUGAUGGUGCACCCUUGGAAGAUGUAGAUGGAAUUCCUAUUGAUGCCACUCCCAUUGAUGAUCUCGAUGGAGUCCCCAUAAAGUCACUUGAUGAUGAUCUCGAUGGUGUGCCUUUGGAUACCUCUGAAGAUUCAAAAAAGAAUGAGCCCAUUUUUAAAGUAGCCCCAUCCAAAUGGGAAGCAGUAGAUGAAUCGGAAUUGGAAGCACAAGCGGUAACAACAUCUAAGUGGGAGUUAUUUGACCAGCAUGAAGAAUCAGAAGAAGAAGAAAAUCAAAAUCAAGAAGAAGAGAGUGAAGAUGAGGAAGACACUCAGAGCUCCAAAUCUGAAGAACAUCAUUUGUAUUCCAAUCCAAUCAAAGAAGAAAUGACAGAAUCCAAGUCCUCUAUUAAAUAUUCUGAAAUGAGUGAAGAAAAACGAGCUAAACUUCGAGAAAUUGAGCUCAAAGUGAUGAAGUUUCAGGAUGAAUUGGAAUCUGGGAAAAGGCCGAAAAAACCAGGGCAGAGCUUUCAAGAACAAGUGGAACACUACAGAGACAAACUUCUUCAGAGAGAAAAGGAGAAGGAAUUGGAAAGAGAGCGUGAGAGAGACAAGAAGGAUAAAGAGAAACUGGAAUCUCGAUCCAAAGACAAGAAGGAAAAGGAAGAAUGCACACCAACAAGGAAAGAAAGGAAAAGGCGACAUAGCACAUCUCCCAGUCCCUCUCGGAGCAGUAGUGGUAGGCGAGCGAAAUCCCCAUCACCAAAAUCGGAGCGAUCAGAACGAUCAGAGAGAUCUCACAAAGAGAGUUCCCGUUCCAGGUCAUCUCACAAAGAUUCUCCCAGAGAUGUUAGUAAAAAGGCCAAAAGAUCACCAUCUGGUUCAAGGACACCUAAAAGGUCUAGGCGAUCACGAUCUAGGUCCCCUAAAAAAUCAGGGAAGAAAUCCAGGUCUCAGUCUCGAUCUCCGCACAGAUCUCACAAGAAGUCAAAGAAAAGCAAACACUGACAAAAAAAAAAUUCAUAUUUUUUUUUACAAUGCUGUCGCUUACUGGAAAUGCGGUUUUGUUUUUGUGCCUGAACAAGUCUGUUUUAAAAAAAAUCAAAUGGAAGAGCAUUCCUGAAUUUUUUUUUUUUGUGAAUGCACGUGUAUACUCAUGAGUAACUGCAUCUGUAGACCUGUCAUUGUUUUAUAUUGUACAAAAAUAUCUUCAUUGUGGCUGUUUCUCAAAAUGAAACUUUUUUUGUGUUUAUGAAUUUCAUCAGAAAUGUGUGUAACUGAUCUGCUGGCAGUAGUGAUAUUUUGUUUUAGGAUGUUGUGACCUAGCAAAAAUAACACACAGAUGUUUUUCCCCCUUUUGUAGCUUUGACAAUUUGAAUUAGAUUUCAAAUAAAAUCUCAACAGAAAAUUAAGAUGUUGUUUUCUUGCCCCAUUGAUGACAGCGGAUUCCAUAAAAGUCUGCUAAGUGAGUUUCCCACAACUCAUAUCCUUCUUCUCUGUGAUGCACUUUACAAUCCCUGGCGUUCUGAGUAGCUGUUCCUUAGUUGCAUUAAAAUAACUGUCAAAAUUAAGGCAGUGAGAAAACUCUGUGGUCAUUUUCCCUAAAGGCUUCUGAAAUAGCCUGGAUUUCCUAGACCACUUUGGUGCCUAGACAGCCAAGAAUCAUAGAAGUGGCAUGCUUUGUUAGGCUAAUGUACUGCCCACAGGCAAAGCCAGUCGAUAGGGUUGUCUUUUUACAGAAACAGUUGUAACACAACACACAUAUCUAGAAUAAAAAUUUUUUUGAAGAAAAGUGUAUGGAGAGAAUUUAAAUCAUGGGCUGGUUGGGUGUGAGCUGUUGUAUAAGAAAUUCCGAUUUAGAUAGGAAGAAGUAGCUUGGAGAACAGGCCUUUUCUCCUUCUCUAUGCCAGCCAAAGCAUCUUUCUAUAUUCUUUUUUUUCAUGCCCCUAUUUGAAGGUUGGUAUCAUAAAAUAUUCCAAUUAUUUUUUUUUCUUACUGUUAAUCACUUCAGUGUAAAAAAACUUUCCUAGUUCAGGUAAAAUAGGAAAAUAAAUUAGCUUUUUGAAACUCCUAAGCCUGAGUGUCUCAUCCAGGAUGCAAUGAAAAGCUCAUUUAAGCAGCUGGUACUACUUGGAAGUCAUAAUGUACUCUGAGUUGGGAGCAAGACUUCCUCAGUACAGCAGAGCAGAUAUUUGUAUGAUGUUUUUAUAUAGUAAGCAUAAAAGACUGAGGUCAUUUUAGAUCUUAGGUCUCACAGAUACUAAAAUUUGUCUAUCUUCCUUUAAUGGUUUUCAUUUGGGUGCUUAAUUGUAUAGUUGUUGGAGGUAUUUUUUGUGUUUUUUUUUUUUGUAGAAAGUAACUACUCUGAUGAUGGAUUGUCUUGAUUAGGAUACUUUUAAAAGAAGCUUUACUUUAAACCUGUUUUCCGCAUUUUUAAAACAAAUUCUUGCAGGCAUGCAAUUUUAAAUGUACUAUACUUGUGAGGGAGUAAAUGUGUUCGUAUUGACUCAGUGUUGGCAGGCCACUUCUAAACUGUGCAAACCAAUAAUACGUGGCAGUGUGCCCAUCAAGAUUAUUUUCCUUAAUGGCUCUUAUCAACAUAUAAAUAUCGCUUGAAUAGGCAUUCACUUAUCGUUCAUGCUUCUGUUCAAGCAUUUUGUUAGGGAAUGUUAAUUGUUAAAAACCCACUCUGAACCAUUAAGAAACGCUAAAAAUUUGGUGCUGGAUUCCUCUUUUUUUUCCCCCUAAAUCAACGUAAGUAACUUUUUCUACUCUUACUCCAUACUUGGGAGAACUUAGUUUUUUGAAAUAUAUCUUGCUUGGCAGAACUUUAGGGAUAGAUGAGCCCUAAACAUAGGUAGCUGGUAGCGUCAGUAUUAUCUUGGGUAGUGGGGACCAGAGUAAAGGCUUGCAAAUAAACUAUGCCAAGCAAAUAACAAGAAAUUGUGUGUGUGUGUGUGUGUGUGUGUGUGUGUACACUCUGCUCUUCAGAGGAUGAAUGAGUGGGAAAAGUAUUGAGAUAAUUUAAUUUGGAAUAUUUGUAAAGCUCUGCUUGUUGCCUUAGAAUUAAGCAGCUCUCUGUCUUGAGCAUAAUUUUUACAGUAGAUAAGACUGGUCAUUUGCCUUUGUUGAGGACCUUAUUUUUGUAAGUGUUGACAUGCUGUGUGAACAACAAGGGAGGCCGUAUAGGGAAUCUAGCAUCUUUGAUUUGCUCCAGAGCACUUCUGCUACUGGUUGUUGACUCGUAAAAGAUACUUGAUAAAUUAGUUGCUCUUUUUUAACUUGAAUGAGAAGUUAGAACAAGUAAACAUGUUUCUAACCUUCUGACUCUUGAGAAUUUUAUAUGAUGAAAAAUGGGUCCGAUUGAAGAAGGGAGGCAUAUUUGGCCAGAUUUUAGAAAAUGGAAUUAAUGAUCAGAUAGAUGCCAAACCAGGAAGUUCUGAGUUACCUGCUAAAGUUUAUACAAGUAAGCUAAAAGGUUCCUGUUCACUUCUUUCACUAACAGAAAAUGUUGCACCUGAUUCUCCCAUUCAUGCACAGGAACCGUGUGUAUUUUCUACAGCCAAUUAGGAAAGAGAAUGUGAUCUUUUGGUUUCUUCCACUCUCUUUCCUGGGGUUUUGAAGGAGGGCCUACUGGGCUUAUGCUGCCCUGGCCUCCCAUUGUUGUUCGAGUGAAAAAAUCAGAUUACAAGACAGGCUGCUACUUACCAAAAAGAAACCCCAAGGAAAUAAAUAAACCUGUUCUUUUGGGCAAUAUUUUUCCAAGUUCCUAUAUGUGCUGUUGGUGAAUGGCUGAGAUUUUCAGAUAAGAAACAUGUUUAGGAAUUAAAUCUGACCCAAAGGAUGUUUUUUAUUGAUUCAGAAUUUUUUAAAAAAAUUCUUGUAUGUGCUAAGGUUUGCAAAAAUUGCACUGGCCUAGUUUUAUUUUGUAUGGACCAUGCCUAUGGGAUUAAAUUGAGACUUGCUCCAAUUAAAGAACCUAGUGGGAGAAAUAUUUGCUUACAUGCUUUUAUGUAACAGCUCUUUUUUCUUUUAAGUUUUAAAUUCUUUACUAUUGAGAAUAUUUUUUUAAAUCCUACUAGUAAUUAGACCUAAUUUCCUUUAAGAGUAUUGACUUUUAUCUUUAUAAAAUUCAAGGUUCAGAGAAAUAGAGCCAAAAGGAUAUUUUUGCCACUGUGAAAAAAAUACACAGAUUAUUUAUAUUGCCAAAAUGCUUCAAACUGGUCAUCAGAAUCAUGACUUCCUCUGCUAAAAUUGGUUGCUUUUAAGACUGUACAGUACUACCAUUCUAAGAUAUUUCAGUUAAGAAAUAUGUAUUAGCACUGUUUGAAGAAUUCAGGCUGAUCAGUUUUAUGCAUUGAAACACCUUUAGAUACAAAACAAAAUUUUAAAUGAGUAAGUCAACUACAGUGAAUUUAAUGCAAACAUUUCUGAAUAGCCUGUGCUUUUAGAAAGUAUAGAUACAUUUUUUUGAGUUUAAAGGAAUACGCUAUUUGUAAAAAUUCGCUUUCAUGGUAAAGGACUUGUCUGAUAUUCAUACUUCACAUGUGAGAUUUAGAAGAGCUUAUUUGAGGAUUAGUUGGUUAUAAUAAUCUUCGCAUUAAGUUUUUUUUCCCACCGUCUUCCAAGAUUGAUUUAAUACAUCAAUGUAAAGUCCCAGUGGGAGUGUUCUUAAGAUAACCUAAGAAUCUUCUUCCAAAUGAGCCACGUCCCAAUUUAAAAAUUGAUUGCCUCAGUGUUUGACUCAAUACAGCUGUGAACCUUAUGGAAUUUAAGUAUCAAUGCAUCGUAUGUAUAACUGGUUAUAUGGUUUUUUAGGUGAAUAGGUACAAUUUGGCCUAAGCAUAUUUUCAUAUGCCUGUUUGUGCUUGGAGUAUUGAUAUAGUUUAAUUCUGCAGUGUCUUGUGUAUGAGCCUCUGAUGGCGGCUUUGAAACACCAGGGAAAAUGGGGAGUUUUUUAGAACUAAGAAUAAUGUAGUUGGAACCAGCUGAGCUGAAAUAUUCUCCUUACUUCCCUGUGCUCCCUUAUUCCCCACCUCCCAUAAUGUUUCUUUCCACUGAGCUUCUUCCAUAAUAGAUUCUCUUAAUACAAGGAAAAGGUUCCAAGUUUAUUAAAGAUGUUCUCCAUACCAGACUGUCACUUUAUAGUUUUUUAUACUUCAGGAUUAUAUGAUUGAAACCAAAUUGUGAAACUUCCCUUUUGUUGUUUGUUGGGCAUAAUUACUUUAAUAAAAGUACAUUUUUUCAUAUCGAAU